Messenger RNA from Kalmanozyma brasiliensis GHG001, 1467 nucleotides. RefSeq names its product DNA/RNA helicase, DEAD/DEAH box type, N-terminal. Lineage: Eukaryota; Fungi; Basidiomycota; Ustilaginomycetes; Ustilaginales. Bases 1 to 1467 code for a protein of 488 amino acids. The record is from RefSeq and is a predicted model, not a curated record. Gene Ontology annotation, biological process: cytoplasmic stress granule assembly; P-body assembly. Gene Ontology annotation, molecular function: mRNA binding; RNA helicase activity; ATP binding. The transcript has a single exon. Gene Ontology annotation, cellular component: cytoplasmic stress granule; P-body.
AUGUCAUCAUCAGGACCAGCACCAGGCCAAUCUGAAGCAGCUUGGAAGCAGCAGAUCACUUCCAAGCUCUCCAAGGAUGAGCGUCCUCAGACCGAGGAUGUCCUCAACACCAAAGGCAACGAGUUCGAAGACUACUUCCUCAAACGUGAACUUCUUAUGGGCAUCUUUGAAGCCGGCUUCGAGCGUCCCUCUCCAAUUCAAGAAGAGGCCAUCCCUAUCGCACUUACCGGUCGCGAUAUCCUUGCGCGAGCCAAGAACGGAACGGGCAAGACGGCAGCCUACGUCAUCCCGUCCCUCGAGAAGCUCAACACCAAGAAGAACAAGAUCCAGGCUGUCCUCCUCGUGCCAACACGUGAGCUCGCAUUGCAAACGAGUCAAGUCGCGAAGACGCUCGGAAAGCACCUCGGCGUCGAAGUCAUGGUCACCACAGGCGGAACUACGCUUCGCGAUGAUAUCCUCCGUCUCGGCCAGACCGUCCACAUGCUUGUCGGAACCCCUGGUCGUAUCCUCGAUCUUGCCGGCAAGGGAGUCGCCGAUCUCAGCCAAUGUACCACCUUUGUCAUGGACGAAGCCGACAAGCUACUAUCGCCCGAAUUUACGCCCGUCAUGGAACAGCUCCUCAGCUUUCUGCCCAAGGAGAGGCAAGUCAUGCUCUUCUCUGCCACCUUCCCGCUCAUCGUCAAGGACUUCAAGGACCGCAACAUGGUCAAGCCCUACGAGAUCAACCUCAUGGACGAGCUCACACUGCGCGGUGUCACGCAGUACUACGCCUUUGUCGAGGAGCGACAAAAGGUGCACUGUCUCAACACGCUCUUCUCGAAACUGCAGAUCAACCAGUCCAUCAUCUUUUGCAACUCGACCAACCGUGUCGAGCUGCUGGCCAAGAAGAUCACCGAACUCGGCUACAGCUGCUUCUACUCGCACGCAAAGAUGCUCCAAGCGCAUCGAAACCGGGUCUUCCACGACUUCCGCAACGGUGCCUGCCGUAAUCUGGUCUGCUCGGAUCUGCUGACGCGAGGUAUCGACAUCCAGGCUGUCAAUGUGGUCAUCAACUUUGACUUCCCCAAGAACGCCGAGACGUACCUGCAUCGUAUCGGUCGUUCGGGUCGAUUCGGUCACCUGGGUCUUGCUAUCAACCUGAUCACCUACGAGGACCGAUUCAACCUCUACCGCAUCGAGCAGGAGCUGGGUACCGAGAUCCAGCCUAUUCCGAGCAACAUUGACAAGAGGCUGUACGUGGCUCCCUCGCUCAUCCAGGAGGCGGAGAACAAGAACCAAAACGGUAACAGGCAGGAAGGCAGGCCUGUGAUUCCCCCGGGCCAGCAGGCGAUGCAUGCCUCUGCCAUCCCGCAGAACCAGAACUUUAGCAACACGGUGCCACACAGACAUCGUGGUGGCGGACGAGGCGGUGGCGGUGGCGGGCGCGGUGGACGAGGCGGUCACAACGGUGGUGCGCCGGCGCAAUAG